This is a messenger RNA of Trichoderma atroviride IMI 206040, 363 nucleotides long. RefSeq lists its product as uncharacterized. Lineage: Eukaryota; Fungi; Ascomycota; Sordariomycetes; Hypocreales; Hypocreaceae. Gene Ontology annotation, cellular component: extracellular region. The record is from RefSeq and is a predicted model, not a curated record.
AUGCAAUUCCUCGCUGUCCUUCCUCUCCUGUACACCGCUGCAGCGGCCCUUGGCAUCAACUGUCGUGGAAACGCCAACUGCGUCGGUACACCCGAGUGCAGACUCUCCGAUCUGAUCUUGCAGGUCAGCCAGCAGGAUCCCAGCACAUCAUACAGCCCUGGGCAGCACAUUGCCUGCUGCGGCAUCCCCGGCGGCAAUAUCUGCGCAUUCACUCAGGGCAUUAGCAACUCGAUUACAGCUGGAGAAGCCUUGGGUAUGCUACAGGGACUGUCCUCUCACGGCUGUGGCCAGUGCGGCAGUAUUCCCUUCAAGGACAACAACGUCGCUGAAGGACAGCUGACUGUCAACUGGACUGACCACUAA